Messenger RNA from Hansenula ciferrii, 597 nucleotides. It is a transcript of the gene GSR1, whose product is annotated as Gsr1p. The record is from RefSeq and is a predicted model, not a curated record. The transcript has a single exon. NCBI's taxonomy places the organism in Eukaryota, Fungi, Ascomycota, Saccharomycetes, Phaffomycetales, Wickerhamomycetaceae. Bases 1 to 597 code for a protein of 198 amino acids.
AUGGGAUUAUUUAGAAAAGAUUCAAACGCUUCACAAGGUUCUGGAGGUUCUGGAGGUGCAAAAGUUCAACUUACAAAAGAUGAUGAACGUAAUUAUAAGGUCCGUACCGGUUCUGUUCAUGAUCCGAUUUUACAAGCUGUUCAAGAAGCUCAACCUUUUGAAGAAGUUCAAGGUCAAGAACAACAAAGACAAAGUUAUAACAUGAUGGCACAAAAUGGUGGAUUAUAUGAUGUUUUCGGUAAAGUUAUAAAUCAACCAGAUAUUUCUAAUCCAACAAGAUCAAGAGAUGAAAGACCUUUAGAUACUAUAAGAGGUUUUGAAUAUUCAAUAACUGGUGAUUUAUCUUAUAAAGAUCGUUUAGAAUCUGAUUCUUUAGGUUUUAGAGUUCGUAAUGAUUUCCCAAGAUUUGGUGAUAAUCCUUAUGGUUCAAAUCCAGCUGGUAUUUCUUCAGGUUAUGGUCAAGGUUCAAAUUCAGCUCCAAUUCAUAAUUUUUCAGGUGAUCAACAAGCUUUUGAACAAGGUGUUUAUGAAGCUCCUGCUAUUAAAAAAGCUGAAGGUAAAAAGAAGAAAGGUUUAUUUGGUAGAAAGAAGAAAUAA